AUGUAUCUCUCACAUCUUUUCUUCGUCAUUGUCAUUCAAAGGUCUUUCACAAGUUAUCAACAUCCAUAUCCACAUGGACAAAAAUAUGUAGCACCCGUCGUAAUUUGUUGUGCUGCACCAGUAGGUCCUGCUCCAAGUUACCCUACUAUUCAUGGAGGAUACGGUCAUAUGAAAGUGGUCAAAUCUGUGGCAACCCAAUCAUCCUACAGCUACACGUAUGAAGUCGGAGGGCCUGUAUCUUAUCCCGCUCAACAAACUCAAUCUUGCUGCGCAGAUCCAUAA
Molecule: messenger RNA, 282 nt
Organism: Necator americanus (New World hookworm)
Lineage: Eukaryota; Metazoa; Nematoda; Chromadorea; Rhabditida; Ancylostomatidae
Exons: 5
Coding region: 1-282 (93 amino acids)
Source: RefSeq, a predicted model, not a curated record